UCACGUGAUCGAAAAUAUGUCAUUGGUGCGCCUUUGAGUUUGUAUUUGAAGGGGAAUUAGGAACAAAAAUGGCUGCGGCUGUUUGUGAAGAUGUAGGGACAGAAAACGAGCCCGAAAUCCCUGGAGAAGUUAAAAUAGAAAAGGUGGAACAACCAAAGACAAGCGACCAAAACUUCAAUUGGAAAAAUCAAACGACAACUGCCGUUAUAGUGCAGUCGAAUGCAGCACCUACUACGCUAUGCGAGUCAACUGCGAACAACCAGAUAAACAAUGUAGUAGUUUCUGAUUGUGCAGACCUUGACACCAGUCUCAAAGUGACUAGUUUGCCGUUGAAAACACAGAUCAUGCCUGGACCUUAUUCCGAUGUGCAGCUACCCAAAAAAGAUGGACAUAUAAAGCGUCCAAUGAACUCGUUCAUGGUUUGGGCACAAUCUGCUCGUCGCAAACUCGCAGAACAGUAUCCACAUGUCCACAAUGCCGAACUUAGUAAAAUGUUGGGCAAGUUGUGGAGAAUGUUAUCUGCUUCAGAGAAACAGCCAUACGUAGACGAGGCUGCUAGGCUAGACAAAAGACACAAAGAGGACAACCCAGAUUACAAAUACAGGCCUCGACGUCGCCAGAAAUCGCUAAAGCGACCUUAUACUCAACCGCGAAUGGUCGCAGGAUGGCCGGCAGUACAGCAGGAAUCGUUUAAGAAUUCCCAAACGAUUGCUAUUAACGGGACUACUUCACCUAACAGCACUCUAGCAUCGUCUGUUAGCGCCCCACAACAAGUGAAUGUAGCCCAAGCAUUUCCACAAGGCCAAGCCGUGACCGUGAACGCGAAUAGUGGAGUGGCUUACACUACUCUCGGUGGUGUAGGGUUUAUGCCCGGUGGUAGUAUGAUCAUAAGACCAACCUUCGUUACAACUUCUGGUGGCAAUGCAGUGGCUCUUCCGCAAGGGGUGACCGUCCAAGCUGUGCGACCACCAAAUGUUACGGUCACAGUCGCAUCGUCCUUAGCUACCCCGACGUACGCCAUCCCCGUCAACCAACUGAGCACUGGUCAGAUCAUUGUUGCCGCUGCACCAGGAAUGAACAACAUUGUACCAUGCAGUAACGAGCAGAAUGGCGGGAUAACGGUGGAAAAGUCACCAGAGGGGCUGAUAGUUGUUGCGGCACCACAGCACAUCCAACCAGCUUCUACAGAAGGGUUUACUUCGACAAGUGAUGUGGCGCCGCGAUCGAGUACGCCGAGCUCACCGACUACAGUAAGCACGAACUAUCGACUAGAAAGCAACUCGGAAAACGAGGAUAGCCCGUCAGUUCGAAUCGACGAGCCAAGUAUUGUCGUCAAAGCUGAACAAGGAUGUCGAAUUUAACAAGCUUUUCGAUUAAAAAUGCUUUAUUUGUGGUAAGCAAAGACUUUUGGUAUGAAACAAAACUACAAUGUGUUUAUUUAUUUACUCUAUUUCUCGCUAGACACCGAGUGAAUUUCCAAAGUUUUGGAACUAAAAGAAAGGUACGCGCGCGCUUUCAAACGUUCUAGAAUCAUUGAUCGGUCGUCAAAUUCUUGUUGAUUGCAUAUAACACAAAACUUUGUUUCUUUGUCCGUAUGCCGAUUGUCUUUGGAAUGUAGGCUAUGGCGGAUGAUCUCUUUGUUCUGAGUCCUUUGUUCAUGACGGAUAAUACCUUUGUCUAAGCCGACGCCACUUUAUUUCUAACAUAGCGCAAGAUAAGACCUUUUUUUAUCUUCUCACACUAGUGAAAUUUGAUGGAAAAGAGAGCGAUACAUCGAUUCAAGUCAGGGUUCUCAAUGAUGUUUAAAAUUCAUGCUUAUUAUAUAAAACAAAGGGGAUGUAAAUUAUUCAUAAAAUUGUACUGUUUUAUGACAAGUCUCAACCUGCUAUGAAUUAUUUUGCAUACAAAUGUGCCCACACUUGUUCUUAAGAUUAAGUCCCUGUCGGCACAUUUUCUUGGCAAUCUCCUUAUUGUUUCCGAAGAACAAUGGAAAUGGAAAAUGCAUAAUGUGUUGUGGACAGAAAGUGAUUUUUAUUGCCAGUACUGUAAAUUUUUCACUUUCUAGUUUAUAGUUGGUUAGAUUUGUUUUUCAUUGUAUAGGGUAAGGUUAGUCACUUCAAGUUGAUACUCUCUUGACAAGAAUCUUGAAAAGAGCAUGCAAAGGGCCUGUUGAAAUUUGAAUUGAUAGAGAGAUUAAUUAUUAAACAGGUGGCAACACAGUCUAUCAAUGUUACCAUCAUUCACCUUAUUACCAGUCACGUUUCAAAAUUAUUCUCGCAUUCUUCAAAUUUUUGUCAAAAAGUCUCAAAUUUGAUUUUUGUAAAUUCUAGGGCUGCAUUCAAAUGAAUUAAGUCCUUGCAAGACUUGUGAUUCUAUAACAUUUGAAAGCACGCUGCGUAGACAAUCAGAUUCCAGCCUGUUAGCUAGCUAUUUUGCAUGCGAUAAGCUAUAAAAUUAUUUAUUCACCAAUCAACUAUGGCUUCUAAUCAUGAAACCAGCUUUUAAGACUUUGGAAAGUUUUAUCAAAAAUAGUUAUUAAAUAUGUGUAAAAUGCACACUUGUAGGAAUUGAAGCUAGAUUUGUGAAAGUCAGUUUUCCUUGAAAGGUUGAUUGUUUUUUGUCUAAGAUGCUGUGAUAAUGAGUGUUAUGUCUUCUGUUGUCACUAUAGCUUUUUAGACAAUGAGAACUUUGAAAGGUCAACUUGCUUGUACAAAUGUGGCCUUGUACUGACAAUUACCAGACAAAAUACAUUUUUUAUUGCCAUAUCUUGUAAUCAGCAUUGAAUUUCUGUAGUGUAUUUAUCAUUUUUUUAGUAUUUUAAUAGAAAGGAGGUUGGUAUGUGGGGAAUUUGGUCUUGUUACAAGCAUAGCGCAAUGUAACUGGAGAAAACCAAAAGAUGUUGUAUUCUAGGUAAAAUGGAUUGUUUUGAUAUAAAGUAAUAAUUGCUCGAUACUUAGUCUCCUCGCAGCCAUUCUUAGCGCACCAGGGAGCCCACCAAUACUACUCAAUACUAAGAGUUUAUGAGAGUGUGAAAUUGAAAACAUGACACUUAAUUGUAUUUCUUACAAGAGCAGUCAAAGUAAUGCUUUGAAAUGCCACAAUUUCUUAAGAAAAUUGAUUUCUUUGGUAUUGGAAAGGUUUUUAUCAAUUUGAAAAAAAGAACAUUGAUCAGUCUGCAUUGGUCAUUUUAACAUCGAAAUUCUUUAUUUGUACUUAAGAGUGAAAGCAAUAUAUCCUUGAAAUAUUUACAAAAAACUAAUUUUUACUAAAUUUGUAAAAACUAUGAUUAAUUUAGUGUGGUCACUGGACCAUGAAAGAGUAUUGUAAUGUAAGUGGUUGCUCGACUAAUUGCAAAUGCACAUUUUUAAAAUUUAGUAUAUUCACGCUUCGACUGUUUUUCACUAAUUAUACUAAAUUUCACUAUUUUAAUUUAGUAUUGCACGGAUAUAUUGUUUGAACUAUAACUUGUUAAGAGCUGUGAAAAUUAGUUUACAAACUGGUUUUAUUGGUGUAAUAGCCUACUUUUGACUUACUAGACGAGUGACAUUGUCCAAAACAAAUGUCAAUGAGAAAUUUCAUAUAAUUAUUAUAUUCCUAUCCUUUGAUUUCUCCUCGUAACUAAAUUCUUUAUCUCUCAAUAACAAUAGCAAAAUAAGACAAUAGUAAUAUUUAUUUACAUGUAUAUGCAGCCAAAACAAAAAGGGAUAAAACAGGUUUAAGACGAUGUUCAAACUAUUAAAAACCAGACUAGUUUUGUGAAAUAAUUGCUAGUUCAAACUGAAAGUAAUACUUAAAGACGUUUUCCAGACACAACGCUAGAAACUUGAACCAAAUCAGAGCAAUGCAUUUCAAGUGCAUUUUGCUGGUCAUUAAAAACCACCUCGUAACAUUAUUAUAACGCUGGACAAGUCUGCAUCAGGUGCGAUUGUAAUUUUAGUUUACAUUAAUAUAGGUUUAGUUUAAUUUCUUAUAAUUUUCAAUGGUUUUUGAUAUUUACUUUCUAUAUAUACAUAUAUACACAUAUUAUUAUAUCUGCCUGUAUAUUGAUAAAAACAAUGUGAAGUUGUAUUCAGAGAAAUGAUUAUAAUGUAAUUUUACGAUUUCGAGUGAAAUUUUUAGGUGUAAUUGUAGUUUUUAAGUGUGUGAUUUUCCAUCGUCUGUGUAGAUGGGUACAAUGAGAACAAUACUGAUUGUUGUCUUUUGUUCCACACCAAAUAAGCACAAUCUACAUUGUUUCAUUUCACAGAUGAAAGGAAAACACUAUUAUUUAGACCAUUAUGUUUGACUUCAGGAAUUCGUAUCUCUCAAUGUUAUGCUUUCAUUGGACAGACCAAAUUCACUAUAAUGUUUGUUUUCCUGCUUGACUAUAGAUUGAAAAUUAUUUUGCAAGAGUCUAACAAACUAAGUUUUCAAUGUGCCUCAAGAAUGUGCAACUUUGCGAAAGCAUAACAUGUAAGAACCACAGUUCCUUAUGAAUAAAUUGAUUAUCGUAUUGUAUAUUCCUUAAAACUAUAUCAUUAUAAUAAUUAAUAGAGUGCAAAGUAUAUGCCUGUGAAAUGGUCAUGAAUUGGAGUACAAACAAAACGUUUGCAACACUGUACUGAACAAUAGAACACCAAAGAAUUAUUUCAGUUUAAGCAGUAUUUAACAGAAUUUGUUGCAAGCUUUUAGUACUUGUAUUCUAGAUUGAGGUCAUUAAACCUGUGAAACAAAAUUUGACUAUUAAAGAGUGAUAGACACAAAAGAAAACAUGUAAUUAUGAGCAUACUAAUGUAUAUUAGUGUAAUUUCUAUUUCAUGUUUUUCUUUGACCUCACUCUACCAAAUAGUUGUAAAAAAAGAGAAAAUUUUACCCCAUAAAAAGUAUGGCCUAACAUCAAAAACGUAUGAAGCCAUACUUUUUACUCUGUAAAAUUAAUCAUAUUGCAGGGCAUACCGCUAGUUACAACAGAAAAUGGAAUAAUUUAGUACUAUUUUUCUAGCUGCCUAUUUCACAGACAUAUUCCUUGCAUUCUACCAUUUGUGAUACAACUAGUUACUAUGUAACUGAAAGAGUAAUCAGUGAUGAGGUUGACAAUAAUUAUUAAUACAAGAGUCAAACGACCAUCCAAGUCUUUUCAUAUAUUUAAUCUUUAACUCAUGCACGUCAUGUAGUUUGAUGUGCAUUAAGACGUAAGUUGGAAAGAACAAAGACUUUUAGUGUGAUGCUUGGGUGCUUGUGUUCUGGUUGGAAAUGUAGUGUAGGUAUUUUGUAUGGUUCACAGUGAAGUGAAAAUAUAAAAAAAAGCUUUAUCAAACUUU
Molecule: messenger RNA, 5300 nt
Organism: Exaiptasia diaphana
Lineage: Eukaryota; Metazoa; Cnidaria; Anthozoa; Actiniaria; Aiptasiidae
Product: transcription factor SOX-4
Exons: 1
Coding region: 69-1361 (430 amino acids)
Biological process (GO): cell differentiation; anatomical structure morphogenesis; regulation of DNA-templated transcription
Molecular function (GO): RNA polymerase II cis-regulatory region sequence-specific DNA binding; DNA-binding transcription factor activity, RNA polymerase II-specific
Source: RefSeq, a predicted model, not a curated record